Exophiala mesophila is the source of this 2888-nucleotide messenger RNA. RefSeq lists its product as uncharacterized. Gene Ontology annotation, biological process: vacuole fusion, non-autophagic; vacuolar transport; microautophagy. The record is from RefSeq and is a predicted model, not a curated record. The coding region runs from base 266 to 2680 and encodes 804 amino acids. The transcript is spliced from 2 exons. Lineage: Eukaryota; Fungi; Ascomycota; Eurotiomycetes; Chaetothyriales; Herpotrichiellaceae. Gene Ontology annotation, cellular component: vacuolar transporter chaperone complex; fungal-type vacuole membrane.
AAGUACCAGCAUGGAAGAUAACCACAGCGACCAACGAGCUCCAGGUUCCUUGUGUUCAGGAACAGCUCAAAGAUUUUCAUCCUUUUCACUCUUGUAAAAUUAAUAAACUCAUUCUACUGUCCAAACCUUGCAGUCACUCUUGCUUCAUUGCAUUCUCCUACUUCAAUCCGCAUCUCCUGCGCCUCUCUGAGCUCUCUCUACCCUCAUCCUGGACCGGCAUUGACGAUAUCUUCAUGUGCUGAGUCAACCCCCGGUCUUUGACAGCAUGAAGUUCGGCCAACAGCUGCGCCAGUCCCUCAUUAAAGACUACUACUGGCACUAUAUCUCCUACGACGAGCUAAAAGAUGCCUUGAAAAAACCACACAUCUCUGGCAAGAGCGGCGACCGGGAGCCUUGGAAUGACGACGACGAAGCCUCCUUCAUUCGACAACUCGAGGCCGAACUCGACAAGGUCUUCACCUUCCAAAAGCUCAAGAGCCAGGAGAUAGUGUCUCGCAUCAAGGCCGCCGAAGCCGAGGUCAAACAAGUGGUUGAAAGGCAAGAACAGCUCAAUAGUUCAGACCCCGAGAGCGAUGAAGACCUCGAAGGCGACUUUGAGCUUCUCGAAGCCGACCUUAGCGAUAUCAUCGCCGACGUUCACGACCUGGCAAAAUACACCCAACUGAAUUACACCGGCUUCCAAAAGAUCAUCAAGAAGCAUGACAAACAGACCAACAUGUACCUUCGCCCCUCCUUUGCAACCAGACUCAAAGCAAAACCUUUCUUUCAAGAUAACUACGAUGCCUUCAUUGUCACUCUCUCCAAACUCUACGACCUCGUCCGUACAAGAGGCAAUCCCGUCAAAGGUGACAGUGCCGCCGGUGGUGGUCAGCAGAAUUUUGUCCGUCAGACCACAAAGUAUUGGGUUCAUGCCGACAACAUCACCGAAUUGAAACUCAUCGUCCUCAAGCACUUGCCUGUCUUGGUAUUCAAUCCCAACAAAGAAUUUGAGGAGAGGGACUCUGCCAUCUCCUCAAUCUACUACGACAACACCGACACCUGGGAGCUGUACGAAGGCCGUCUGAAGAAGACUGAAGGCGCCGAAGCCAUCCGUCUGCGUUGGUAUGGCGGCAUGGAGAACGAAACCAUUUUUGUCGAGAGGAAAACACAUCGUGAGGACUGGACUGGCGAAAAGUCUGUCAAAGCCAGAUUUACUCUCAAGGAGAAAAAUGUCAAUGCCUUCAUGCGAGGCGAAUUCACGGUCGAGGAUGCCUUUGCUAAAAUGCGCAAGGAGGGCAAAAAGAGUCUAAAAGAGAUUCAAGACCUAGAGCAGUUGGCUCGCGAGAUUCAAUAUCGAGUCAUCACUCGAAAACUCGUGCCUGUGACAAGAUCAUUCUAUCACAGAACUGCUUUUCAACUUCCCGGUGACGCUCGCGUGCGUAUCUCAUUGGAUACUGAGUUGACCAUGACCCGAGAGGACAAUCUAGAUGGGAGGCAAAGGUCUGGCAAUAACUGGAGACGCAUGGACAUUGGUAUUGACUGGCCUUUCUCCCAAUUACCUCCAGAAGAUGUCGAACGUUUUCCUUACGCAGUCCUCGAAGUCAAGCUACAAACACAGGCGGGGCAAGAACCUCCCCAAUGGGUCCGAGAUCUGACGUCCAGCCACCUGGUCGAAGCCGUUCCCAAGUUCUCCAAAUUCAUCCACGGUACCGCCACCAUGUUCCCCAACAGAAUCAAUCUACUGCCAUUCUGGAUGCCGCAGAUGGACGUCGAUAUCCGAAAACCCAUCACCCACCAAUUUGGCAUCGAGAGACCUGCCAACACCGCCAGCUACUCCACCAGUGAUGUGGACGACUCCGACGACGAAGAUUUCGAGGACGGAGAAGUCACCGGCGCCACCACGCCGUACGCCAAUGGCUCCAAUGAAGGCGACGAUGAAGCAACCAGACGUCUCAAGGCUGCCAGAAGGGCCUUGGACGAGCAUAGCAGAGCCCAGGAAGAGGACGAAGCACGAGGUCUCCAACCUGCACCAGGAAACUCACUGGAUGAAGAAGAACGCGUGUCAGCAUUGCCAGUAGGUCCUCAAGAGUACCUCUAUGACUCGGAAGAGGAGGAGGACGGAGACCGUGCUGAGAGCCGGCUUGAAGAAGCUCGCCGAUCGGGAUCUUGGAAAUUCUAUCCUCUUGUUCUGCAACACCACGUCCGACUGGCCGGCAAUACAAUGUUCAGUGCGUUGAGCAAACUUCCAACCACCACGCCUCUCCCUCAGAAUGGAGGGAUUGGUGGCGUCAAUCCUCUGAACGGUCAAGUCUCGACAGUCAAACGAUUCAAGGCGCCAAAGGGGAAACGGAUCCAUGUGCCGGUGCGAGUCGAGCCAAAGGUCUACUUCGCGGCAGAGCGGACUUUUCUCUCGUGGCUCGAGUUUAGCAUCAUUAUUGGAUCGAUUGCGGCCACACUGCUCAAUUUUGGCGACAAUGUCAGCCUGAUAUCGGCGUGGGGAUUCACCAUUGUGGCAUGUGCAGCAUUGAUCUAUAGUGUAGCAAUCUAUUGGCUGCGGGUGCAAAUGAUUCGGAAAAGAAGGGCGACCGUCGGUCGGUACUACGACAAGUACGGCACGACUGCUCUGUGUAUGGGCUUGUUUGCAGCCACGGCGGUGUCUUUUGCGUUUCGUAUUCGGGAGGAUGGCUGGUUUGAAAAGUGACGGUGACAGUCCGCGCAGUAUGAAUUGAGAGUCUUUGUUCCGACGGGCAGGAUUAGUGUAAAUAGAAAUACCCGCCAGCACGGGUGAAGGAUCAGUCUCUGACCACCGCUGCCCCAACAUGAUGUAUUUUCUGCAGAAAAACCAUCGAGGAUGAGCAAGACUUAAUUAGAGAUGGUUUGAAUGGCAGUGUGUGUGGAUCAAACGAUGC